This is a messenger RNA of Pediculus humanus corporis (human body louse), 11862 nucleotides long. RefSeq lists its product as uncharacterized. Bases 1 to 11862 code for a protein of 3953 amino acids. The transcript is spliced from 53 exons. Gene Ontology annotation, biological process: lipid transport. The record is from RefSeq and is a predicted model, not a curated record. NCBI's taxonomy places the organism in Eukaryota, Metazoa, Arthropoda, Insecta, Psocodea, Pediculidae. Gene Ontology annotation, molecular function: lipid carrier activity.
AUGAUUCCAUAUUUAUGCGGUCUCACAACUUGCGAACAAAGAACGAAAUUUAAUUAUACAUUAAAUAAUCGAUAUACGUAUGAUUACAAUGUUGAAAUAUCAUCAUUGUUUCGUGGUACCAGUGAAAAUAGGUCCACGUUAUUUAUAAAAAGUCAGGUACAACUUAGUUUCACUUCACCCUGUCAGGGAAAAAUGAUAGUGAACAAUGUUGCAUUAUCUGAAAAUAAAUUCAAUAUUUUUGAUGAUGAAGACAGCAGCACCAGUACCAGCAGCGAAAAUCAUGCAAAUAGUGAAAAUUUCGAUGAAGCCAUAUCAAAAUAUCCGUUAAGAUUUAAAUUUAACGAUGGAAACAUUGAAGAAAUAUGCCCGGAUGAAAACGAACCCGUAUGGGUACUAAAUUUUAAACGUGGAAUAUUAUCAUCAUUUCAUAAUACAAUGAUGAGAUUUGAUGUAGAACAAGAUGAAGUAGAAACGGAUGUAAAUGGCGAUUGUCAAACAAGGUACCGACUUCAAAGAGCUCAAGGAACAUCUUUAAUUUUACACAAAGCUAAAAAAUUAGAUACCUGCGAUAACAGAUAUGAUUUUCAUACAAUCGUACAAGCAAAUCGAUAUAGAUUCGAUCAUAAAAUUUAUGAUGGUAUUAUAUGCGAAGAAGUACAUACAUUUCAACCAUUUUCAAAAGGUGAAAAUGGUUCUCAAACGAUUGUAAAACAAAGUUUAAAACUUAGAACUAGUCUUUUGUUCGAUCAUUCCGUUACUCCAAAACCUACCUCCGGAGAACUCAAAGCUUCGAGAGAUUUAAUAAAACUUUUAUGUCAGUUAAAUGCUGAUGACGUUCAAGAUGGUUAUGCUGAAGCUUUUACUAAAUUUAUUCAAACUGCAAGACGUUUAUCUUAUUCUGCUCUUUCUUUGAUUUAUAAAAGAGCCGGAAGUAUUUGUACCACGGGAAGAAAACACGUAACGGAUGCUUUUCCAUUUAUCGGUACCAACGUUGCGAUAACAAUUAUGAAAGAAGCCAUUUUAGAAAAUAGCGUAUCAGAUUCGACUGCACACGAAUGGCUUUUAUCAUUAUCAUUCAUUCCAAGACCAGAUGAAGAAACAAUCGAAUUGGUAGUUCCUUUAAUAGAUCACCCAAAAACGAAAAAUGAAUCUCAGUACAUAUUUAGCGUUUCUUCAUUGAUUCACACGUAUUGUAAACAUAAUUCCACGUGUCAAAAAAACGAAAACGUGCAAAAAUUUGUUAGCUAUAUCGAAGAACAAGUCACUUUGGGUUGUUCUAGAGGCACAUUAAACAGAACAUCAGAAACGGAGGCUAGUAAUAUGUUGAUUGUUUUAAAAGCUUUAGGAAAUUUAGGAUUGACAACUCAUACUUUAGAAGAAAAAUUAAAAAAUUGCAUUAACGAUAACGAAAUGAACAUGGCGGUUAGAAUAGCAGCCGUACAAUCGCACAGAAGAUUGUCCUGCACCCAAUCAAGAGAUUUUUAUUUAGAUAUAUAUAAAAAUGAUAGCAUCGACAGCGAAUUAAGAAUAGUCAGUUAUUUGGAAGUUAUGAAAUGUCCAAACUAUUACGUUACCACGGUGAUAAGAAAAUCUCUCGAAACGGAAGAAGUAAAUCAAGUGGGUUCUUUCGUAUGGUCACAUUUACAUAAUUUAUUAAAAUCAUCGGCAUUAAAUAAAGUCGAAAUUCAAAGUUUGUUAACUGAUAAAAAUUUAAGUGAAAAAUUUAACAUGGACAGAAGGAAAUUUUCAAGGAAUUAUGAAUAUUCGAUAUUUUUAGAUGAAUAUAACGUCGGUGGAAAUUUCGAAUCGAACGUUAUAUUUUCUUCGAAAUCUUAUUUACCAAGAUCUGGAAUGAUGAAUUUUACAAUUGAUUUAUUUGGUAGAUCGGUAAAUAUAUUAGAAGUUGAAACAAGACUAGAAGGUUUUGAACACGUUUUAGAACAUGCAUUUGGUCCAGGAGGUCCUUUUAGUUCAACGGAAGUCGGUAGUAAAUUGGAUAAACUUUCGAGAGUUAUUCGUGGCGUUUCUCAAGCAGACGAAUUUAAACCCAAUAAAAUAUUUUCAAACGUUAUCGAUAAUAAUUUUAAAUUACCUAAAAAAAAAAUAAAAAACAUUAAAAUGGUAUUUUUUAAGGUUUCUCUCGGUGUGAAAGUUUUCGGAAAUGAAAUAUCAUAUUCCGAUGUCGUUGGUCAUCCCGAAUUUAAUAAUUUAUUAAACAAAAUAAAUCCAGAACUUAGAAUAAGACAAAUUUUAUCGGGUAAAGAAAUUAAUUUUAAUAAAGCUGGAAUGUUUCUCGAUGUGGAUUAUAAUGUUCCAACAGGAAUAGGACUUCCGCUUACAUUGGCAGCCACUGGAACUGCUGCUGUAAGUCUUAACGUUGCAGGAAAUGUUAAAAGUUUACAUUUAAUGGCUUUAGACGUUCAGGGAAAAUUAAGACCGAGCGUGGCAGUAGAUGUCAGCGGUCAAAUGGGAAUCGAUGCAUAUUACGCAUCGACAGGAAUAAAAUUAAAAACUUCAUUACAUUCAUCGACGGCUUUAGACGGCCAUGUUAAAGUCGAAGGAAUGACUUUUGCUAAAUUAUCAUUUAAUUUACCUAAAGAAAAAGCAGAUAUAAUAACUGCCAAAACGGAUAUAAUUGUUAUGAAAAAUGAUAAAGAAGAAAUACAAUCUGGAAUAACAGAAAAUAAAGUUUCGGAAAAAGUUUGCAGUUGGCCUACUUUAGAUCAUACAUUAGGUUUGAAACUUUGUGCCGAUAUUGUUUUUCCAAAUGUGACUCAACAUAUUGAACAUAAUCAAAUAAAAUUAAAUUUACUCGACAAACGUAAAAAUAACAAAAGUUUUUGGCCUAGUUUUAUAUUAAACGGACCUGCGAAAUUCGCUUUGGUUUUAUACAAAGCAGAUCCUACAGCAAAAGAAUACGUAUUGGAAUAUAAUUGGAUACAAGAAAAAGAUAGCACGAAAAUAUCAUUGGUCUACGAUACUCCUCACAGUCAACAAAACCGAGAAUUAAGCGCUAGAUUACUUUUAAAUAAAAGUUCUAGAAAUUUAACACUUUUAUUACGUGCUGUCGAUAAUAAAUUUGAAGCUCACGGAAAGUACAAAUACACUCCGACAGAAAAAUAUUUAGAUUUUUCACUGGACGUAAAUGGAAAAAAACAUUUCAUUGCUCAAAUCGGUUUAAGAACGAAAGAAGUUAAAUACGGUUACAUAUAUCAACCGAGAUUAUAUUUAGCCGUUAAUGAAGAACGUAUAGCAGAAUUAUCGGGAACUGUUAAAAUAAUAGAAAAAAAUGAAAUAAAUCAAUGCGAUGUUAAUUUAGAAUUUAAAACGAAAAAAUUAUCCACGACACUAUUCGGAUACAUAAGUAGAGGAUCGUCGAGUUUUUCCGCGGAUCUUAAAUUAUCCUAUCAUUUUAGCACACCAGAAUACGUGAGAGUAACAUUGAAAUGGGUUAACAAAUCUUCGAAAAGUUUAACUCAUUUCAACGGUGAAUUUUCACUCGAUACUUCCGCAUAUAAACAUUUUAAUUUUGAAUCUUCUCUUAAAGCACAAGGUCAUGCAGAAUGCACAAUCGAAAUCAACACGCAGCCACAUUUAAAAUUAGACAGUCAUAAAUUUACAAUAAAAUUUGUUUUUUCACUAUCGAAAAGUUUCAACCAAAAAAAAAUUCGUGAAUAUGACUUGGAAGCUUCCAUUACUUGGUUUAACGGACAUAACGUGACAGCAAAAGGUAUUUACACGGAUAAAUCAGAAGGUGUCGUCACAAGUCACGCAUUAAAAUUAUUUUUACAAUCGCCUACAUUUACCGAUGUUGCCGUAGUCGGAAAAUUUUUCAUGGAUGAUUCGCAAUUUAAAUUAGAUCUUCAGGCGGAUCACGCAAAUGAAAAAUAUUCAAUUUUACUUAAACAUUUAGUACAGUCGCCAUUAGAAUUAGAUUUAUACGGAGAAGUUCGUUAUAAAAAUAGCAUUUAUAGUUUGACGACUUUAGUGAAUUUAAUCAAACAACGACAAGUUCUCGUCGAACUUCAUUUAGAUCAGUACAGAGACAUUCACAUAACAUUAAACGGCGUAAAUAUUCCAACGUAUAAACAAGGAGGUAUCGAAGUCAAAUGGGAUGCAAAUAGAGAUCCCAGUCAACGUUUUGAAGCAAUUUUUAAAUUUCAACAUCCCAGAUCCCUUAAUUACAGCACAGAAUUUUCCGUUACGUAUCCGGGAAGAUUAAUUAAAGGGAAAGCAUUAUUCGCAGUUUACGAUGUUAUCGAUUUUAAACUUGGAGCCGUUUACGAAAAUCAAAAUAUAACAAGUUUAAAAUUAACAUCCCAAUUAUUGACGCCAUUUGUAGGAUGGAAACAAAAAAAUCAAUUGCGUUUAAAUGGUACCGUUUGGUGGCAAGAUAAUCAAACGGUUUCUUUGGAUAUUUACGGUGAUUACGAAUUGUUGAAAAAAGUCACGCAAGAUGAUGAAGAUUAUUCCGAUUUCGAUUUAUUAUUAAGACCGGAUAUACCUGAUUUAUGGGUAGAAUUUAGUGCUUCUCUUAUAAGUACCGUAGCGGAAGUAAAACCAGGUCAAUCAAAUCAACUCAUUAGUAUAAAUAGUACCUGGGAAAUGUUUCCCGGUCCGAAUUCGACGAACGUAACGGGAACUAUAUUUUUAUUAUCACCGUAUAAAGGCUACGAAAAAGGAAUUUUAGUAGGACAAUUAUAUUACACGAUCGAUUUAGAUAUACACGGGGUAGCAGAAUUAAAUUUAGAUAGGAAAAAAUAUUCUGCCACGAUAGACGGUUAUAUUAAAUCGAUAAGAGAUAAUAAAUUUAUUAUCGAUAUGAAUACUCCAUUGGCUUUAUAUUCAAAAAUAACUGGAAAAUUGGGUUAUUCGGAAAUUAAUCGUCAUUUAAUGUGCAUAUGGGAAUCCCCAUCGAGUUCGAUAGGUUUUGAAAUAUUAUUCGAUUUUCAAAAUGCCGGAAAUUUCGAUUUGAAAUUCCUAAUUGCGACUCCGUUUGAAUUUUUUUCAAAACUUUUACUACAAGGAAAAUUAAAAACUCACAUGGCUGAUUUUAAAAUCGGACUUAAUUUAUUACUACUCGGUUUCGAAGGUUAUUGGAAAUAUGUUAGCAUGUACGAUUUAGAUUAUAAAUAUACUUUAUACACGCCAUUGGAAGGAUUUAAAAAAAAUGGCGUCGUAGCUAGAAUAAAAUAUAAAAAUAAUAUCGACGUAGAAUUGAGUUUAAAAGUUGCAGAGUUGAAGCUUGGCGUCAUGUUACUUUGCGGACACAAAACAGAUUCGUUAAUGAAUUUUAAAAAAUUAGAUCAAAGCGAAAGAAAACUUAAUAAUGAUGAUGAUGAUGAAGAAGAUGAAAAAUUAUCGUGGGAAGGUCACGCACAAAUCGAUACUUAUUUUUAUCCAACGAUAAAAGGAAAUAUAGACAUAGAAGAAGAAGAUGAUAUAUAUACUGUUAAAGGAGAUUUAAAAUUACCAAAUGGCACCGUCGAUCUUCACGACAUAUUAAAUUUCGAAGAUAUAUUCACAAUAAAAAAUAAAAUUUUUAUUAAUUCAUCAUUUUCUAUUUGCCAAGAAUUAAAUUCUAAUUUUACAUGGGAUAUAAUGCUUGGAGAAUAUCACAUAAUUGGAUUCGAUAUUAAUGGUCAUUUAUUUAUUAAUUAUACAAUCGAACCCGUAGGAGGAGAAGAUGAAGAAGGUGAAGAUGAUUACGGUGAUAGUUUUACGGGGCAUAAAAUUCACAGAUCGUACAUACGUUUAGAUACUCCAUCGAAAUAUUUUCCAAUGUUGGAUAUAAAAAGUUUGGUCGAAAUAAAAGAUAAUAAUUAUAAAACAAAUUUAACGAUAUUUACACAGCAAAAUUUUUUUUCCUCUUCUGGAAAUCUCCAGUUAGAAGAUGGUUUUAUUGAUGCUGGUAUUGGUAUGGUUAUGAAAUCACCAAAUUAUAACAUACCUGAUUUUAAACUAUCAGCAAAAAGAGAAAUAACAACGACUGAUAAAAAUAUUGAAUUUCUUUUAAUAUUUAAACCACCCAUACAUAAAACGUAUCAUUUCGAAUGGAUUUGGCAUUACGAACCGAAAAAUUCAUUAAGAUAUCGUUGUAAUAUAGAAACACCGAUAGAUUAUUUAAAAAAAGCAGAAAUAAUAACGACAUUUUCACAAAAUAAAGAAGAGGAAAGAAUAAACGCGGAUACGAGAUUAAUUUAUCAUCCAAACGUUGAUAUUAAAAUUAAUUUUAUAAAAAAAGAAAAAUCAUUAACACUAGAUGCUGAAACUCCUUUGAAAGGUUUUGAAAAACUACAAUACAAUGGUGAAAUUUUUCCAGAUGGUAACAAUAGAUUUAUUAUUAACGGUUUAUUGGUGUCAGACAAAAUUUCAUAUAAUGUCGAGGGUAAUUUAGAAUCCUCCGAAACUUUUCCACUGUCAAUGGCGAUAACAUUAAGACCUCAUUCGGAAGGUAUACGUUCGGCAACGACAUCAAUAAUUAUUUCUAAAAACGAUAGAGAAUAUGAAUUCAAAGGAAAUUUACAACAUGGACGAGAUAGUGUUUCGUCACGUGUGAAAAUUAUUUACGAAAACGAUAAAAUAAACGAUUUGACGACCAAAAUCGAAAGUACUUUUCCGAUUUUACGAAACGUCGACGUACACGUAAAAAUUUACGAAAAUGAAAAUGGAAUGAUUAAUUUAGAAUUGAACGGUGUCACGCCUUGGAAAUGGAUUGAAAAUAUAAAAGCAUCUGGAAAUUAUUUAAAAUUAGAAAGAACUGGAAGAUUGAGAGGAAAUUUAGAAACGACAAAAAUAAAAAGUUCACUAGAUUGCGAUUAUUCUUGGUCAUUCAUGGAACAAAUGGAAUUGUUGUACAAAGCUGAUUACACUUUAUCAGAUAGUAACGAAUCUAAAUAUAUAAAAGGAGAAUUAUUUUAUAGAAAUCCUAGUAAAAAUUUUAAAUAUUUAUCCGUUGGAGUUGAUAGUGACGUCAAUAAACAAUUCACAUUCGGUGCGAACGGUACUCUACUAUUACCAGCACUCGAAGAUAUAAAAAUUGCAUUAAAUUUAAAACUACCACCACCUGAACCGGAAAUUCAUACUUUUAUUGGAAAAUUACGAUACUCGAAAAGUUUUUCUUAUGUUGCAUACGCUUUGAAAUAUUCAAACGACGUAGGAAGAGGACUUUAUGGUACUUCUGGAGAGGUCAGUUACAACAAAAGCGAAAUACAAGGAAAUUUAAAUUUGGAAUGGGGAAAACAAGAGGAAGUAAAAGCUAUAACGAACGUUUUACUCAUGAAAAGACAGGAAAAGGUUUUAGAUGUUCAAUAUAACCUUCAUACACCCUAUCAUAAGGAAGAUACAGUUUUAGCAAAAUUAAUAUCCUAUAAACAAAACGGUCAUUUUGAUAUACAAGCUAAUCUUUAUUCUCCGAAAAAUACAUUAUUGUCUUUUGCCGACGUACGCUUUGUUGAUAUUUACAACAUGAACGGUACAGUUAAUACAACAACUCCAUUUUAUCAACUCGAAUAUGCUGGAAUGAAUUUUGAUAUACUAACACAAAGAGGAAGAAAAUCUAAAAGAUACGUUUUAGUAUUUUGGCCUAAUAAUACGGCUUUAGUUGAUUCAGAUCAUGUGGAUUCGAAUAAAAACGAUGAAAAAAGAGGUUUCACACGUAACGUAAAUGGAAGAGUUUACGUUGAAAUACCAUUGGCAACACGUCACGUCGCUUCAGGUUAUUGCAUUUUUGAUUAUAAUAAAAAACGUUUGUUGGAUGGUACAUAUAAUUGCGAUAGCGAAUCAAGAGCGGGAUUCAGUCAAGAUAUUGUUGAUAUAUCUGCUGUUAAUACUUAUUUACCUUUGGGCAUACAUUACAUAAAACAAUUUCAUUACAGUGCCGGAAACGAUCAAACAAAUUAUCCAACAGUUGAUAAAAUAACGGCUGACGUAUUUCAAUUGAACAACAAAACAAAUUUUAAUUUAAGAGGUAUCGUUGAAAUUAAAACAACAAUCACUGGUAAAGAUAUUAAAAUGACGGCGAUACACGCAAAUCGAACCGUAGAUUUGGAUACAAAUUAUCACUUUUUAGAUCACGAAUUUAAACAUUCGAGUUUGUUAAGAUUAGAUCCGAAAGUUUGGGGAAAUGAAGAACACGUUACCGUUAAUAUAUCAUAUCCGAAAAGAAAUUUUACAAUAACAGGAUUUAUGAGAAGCGAUCAAAAACAUCACGAAAGCGAAAUUAAAGUCGAUUGGGAUCGUCCUCAGCAUCCCAGAACAAUCGGAGCUGGUAUUGAAUGGUGGAGAGUAUCGAGAAAACCAGAUCAACAAGUUUUAACAAUUAGUUUUAAACAUCCUUCUUUUGUUAAAGGUAAAAUACAAGAUUUAUCAAAUCACGUUGAAAAAAAAUACGACAUACAUUUGUCGGCUAUUCAUCCUGCGACAAAACUCGAUUUUUCGACAAAAGGUACCGGAUAUGGCGGUUAUGAAAUUUAUACCGUUAACAGUAACGCUCAUUAUCAGAGAUCUUUUCUAACAAAACAAGAGGGUAUGCUCAUGGCUAAAAUCAAUACGCAUGACGAAUCCUAUUUAAGAAUUAAAUUUCAUAACGACGAUAAUUGUUGUAGUAGAUUAAAUGGAACGAUUGCUAAAUCAAACGUUUUUAAUUACACUGGAGAUUUUUUUAUCGACGUAGAUGAAAAAAUUUUGGAAUUUUUAGUCAACAUGACACCCGAUGCAACGGAAACAUUUCACGCUUCCGGUAGAAUUCCAGAUGUUAGAAACGCACAUUUAAAUAUUUGGAGAGAAUAUGAUGACGUGACGAUAUCCGACGUUGCUUAUUAUUUAAAAUUAAAUCAUUCGAGACUCGUGACGUCAAAACUUAAAUGGAGAGCUAAAUUACAAAAGGAAAUUAUAACUGGAGUCGAAUACGUUUACGCAUCGGUUUUAAAACAUGCAGAAGAUUCGCUGGAAUACUGGAAAAUGUACACUCGUUCAGAAAUAAAAGAAGCGAUUUAUGACAUUUGGUUGAAUUCGAAACCUCACAUACAAGAAUUUUUAGAUGAUUUAGAAGCAUUGAAAACUCUCGAACAAGAUUUCGAAGGUUUUAAAAAAUUUUUAAACGAUUCAUAUAAUAAUAAUGAUUUUUACAUAAAAGACAUAACCGGUAAAAUAUCGAUACUGAUCGAUGAAUUAGCAAUUAACGGUCACGUUGCUGCUUUACCGGAUAUAUUAAACGAAAUGUGGCAGGUCAUGGGUGAAAGUGGAGAAGCUAUAAGAAACAGCAUAAUAUGGAUAAUCGAAACCGUCAAAACAUCCUAUAGGAAAGCUAUGGAUUUUUUAAGGGGAUUUUUAAAAGGUGAUUCCGCCGAACAAAUUUCCGCACUCGUGACAAACAUAAUCGAUAAAUAUGAUAAAAUGGUUAAAGAUUUACAAGUAACGGUUGUGAGACAUUUGGAACAAUUAUGGAAUAAUUUUUUAAACAUGAUAUCCGAAUAUUGGGAAUUUUUUUUAAAAUCCGUCGAACCGACUUUUAUUAAAUUUGUUCAUUAUGCAGAAACGGCAUUUCUACAAGCAAGUAACGAAAUACUCGUCGAAUUGAUAAAAUCACCGUAUUUUGCUAAAUUGGCCAAUUUCACAACGGAUUUUGAUAAAUUUUACAAGGACAUAACUAAAAAUAGCACGAUAACGAAUAUAAAAAAAUAUUCUGUAAAAUUUUAUGAUUUCGUCAAAGAAAAAUAUUUCACACUCGUACCUUUUGGAAAAGAAAUCCAAGAAAUAGUUGAUGAAAUCGUUAACGAACUUAAAGAAUUAAAUAAAUUACCAUCGAUAAAUUACAUAGUGACGAAAACAAAAGAUUUUUACAAUAAAUUAUCUUGGUUAUGGGAAUCCCUUGAUCUCGAAGCUAAAAUUCAAAGUGCCAUAAGUUUAAUACAUAGUAAAUUAACGGACGGUACGAAAUCGGCAUUAGAUGCUGAUAUAAGAUAUAGAAAAGCUAAAACGAAAUUCGUAUUCGACAUCGAUAAAGGAAUUAUAUUACUUGAGCAAAAACUUCCAAUGUCUUGGCACGCGUUUAAUGAAACUCCGAAAUUCGAAGAAAUUCCCGAAUAUCGAGCCGUUGCUAAUUUUCAAAAUUAUUUAGCAUUUUCAAAUAAAACAUUUUGGACAUUUUAUCACGAAUAUAAACCCUAUACGGAAAUACAAAAUUGGUUUCCACCUUUCAAAUCACAAGCCAUUAUAGCCGGAAAUCAAUUUUUCAUGACUUUUGAUAAAACAUUUUAUGAAUUUCGUGGACCUUGUCAAUAUUUAUUAGCACACGAUUUUGUUAAUAAUAAUUUUUCUUUGUUGAUGACGAGAGAUUCGCAAGUUAAACACGAUUAUUUUACUCUGACUCUUAUAAGUCAUAAUAUUUCUAUAUCUAUUGAUAUGUUCACUGAUACCGUUAAGUUACCCAAAAUGGAAGCCAAUCAUUUACCUGCUGAAUUUGGUAAUUUAUAUAUAUAUAAAGAAAUGGGAGUGAUAACAGUAGAAGAAAGAGAAGGGUAUAUAUUACAAUGUAACGUUUUGUUUAAAGUUUGUUCUUUAACUUUAUCCGGUUGGUAUUUCGGUAAAACUGCCGGACUUUUGGGUACGAUGGAUCACGAGAAAACAUCGGAUUUUCUUACUUCACAAAAUCACGUCGAACCGGAUGUUGGAAAAUUUGCAUAUAGUUGGGCAUUGGAUAAAGACACGUGUAAAUAUGCGAAUAAUCAAGCCCACGUGUCAAAAAAUUUAAACGAAGAAUUAUUUAACGUUUGUGCAUCAUUGUUCAAAUCGAAAAAUUCACAAUAUUCAACUUGUUUUAAUAGAGUAUCUUGUCUCAAUGGUAAAAAAACAAAAGAUAAUUCAGAUGUUUGUACAAUUGCCGUAGCAUAUUCAGUUGCUUGUCAAUCCGAAUAUACGCCACUUCCGGUACCGGAUUUUUGCGUUCAAUGUAAACUCAUGAAUAUGAAAACAGUACCGGAAGGAGAAUAUUUUGAAUUAUCAAGCGAUGAAAUUCCUAAAUCAACGGAUGUUGUUUUUAUUAUCGAAGCUAAAGAAUGUAAUAGAAAAUUAUUUUCCGAAAGGAAUAUGGAAAUUUUACACACAAGUUUAUUUCGAGAACUCAUCGAUGAAGGUUUAACGGAUAAUAGGUUUGCAAUCGUUGUUUUCGGAGGUGAUGGAGUAUACGAUCGUCCGAGAACGUUAUUAUUAAAUCAAAACGUAUUUAACACGUUUAAAUUGUUAAAUAGUUAUUACUGGAAUUUUCCAGUCGGUCACGGCAACGAAGAUAUUUUCGAAGCCAUAGCAUUUGCAUCACAUUUAGAAUUUAGACCUGGAGUAUCGAAAACAUUUAUCGCAAUGCCAUGUUCUAAUUGCGAUGCGGCAAACAUGACGAUCGAAUAUAGCGCUUUGCGUGAAGUUCUCCUCGAUGGAAACGUCAAAUUACAUAUUUUGAUGAAUAACGAAUUUAUAUUUGAAAAACAAAAAGUUGCAAAAAUAUUUUAUGGUAUCGAUGGUAAAAAAGCGUACACGAAAAAAGAUUUUAAAACGAUGAGAGGAGACAACGAUUUAAGAAGACAAGCAAAAUUACCUAAAACGAUUAUGGGAUACUGUGCUCCUCUGGCAUUAGAAACAAACGGUACGGUUUUCACGGCUUUGAGAUUGGAAAAUGUUAAAAAAAAUGCCGUUAAAAAAUUUGCAACGGUUUUUGGUAAACGUGUGGCUAAAUACGCACAACCGAGCGAAUGUCAAAAAUGCGAAUGUUCCAGAUACGAAUCCGGAGUUAGUUUUAUGGAUUGUCAUCCUUGCGAAUAUCCGAUACCGGCUCAUUUUGAUUUGGUAAUUUUUUUCUUCAUAGAGUAA